Phalaenopsis equestris is the source of this 664-nucleotide messenger RNA. RefSeq names its product cytochrome b5. Lineage: Eukaryota; Viridiplantae; Streptophyta; Magnoliopsida; Asparagales; Orchidaceae. Gene Ontology annotation, molecular function: heme binding. The record is from RefSeq and is a predicted model, not a curated record. The coding region runs from base 9 to 479 and encodes 156 amino acids. Gene Ontology annotation, cellular component: intracellular membrane-bounded organelle; membrane. The transcript is spliced from 3 exons.
UUAAACAAAUGGACUUUUGUGCAAACAAACCAGAAGAGAGGGAGAGGGAGAGGGAGAGGGAGAGGGAGGCGAUGCCCACCCUAACGCGGCUCUAUUCGAUGCAAGAAGCCGCGCAGCACAGCACGAGAGAGGACUGCUGGGUCGUCAUAGAUGGCAAGGUUUACGAUGUAACAAAGUAUUUGGAUGAUCACCCUGGAGGAGAUGAUGUUCUCAUAUCGGCUACUGGCAGAGACUCAACAGAAGAAUUUGAAGACGCAGGGCACAGCAAAACUGCCAGAGAACUCAUGAAAGAUUACUGCGUGGGAGAGAUUGAUAAAUCUCAUGUAAAUGUGAUUUCUGAGCUUGAGAUAUUCACAAAGGAAAAACCUUCGAACUAUGAAUUGUUCAAUAGUCCCACAUUGCUUAAUUGGCUUCUGCCUGCAGCAUUAGUUGGCCUUUCUGUCUUGGCAGCUGCAGUUUUCUAUACACGGAAGAAGUGAAGAGUUUUGGAAUGAUUCAAACAUAUUUGCAUUUUUUGACCCUAUAGAAAGCAUUAUGUAAUUCUUAAUCUCAAAUAUGAGAAGAUUUUUUUUACAUGCAUAUUCUUGAUAGAACUGUGUUAUAGAUUCUUGUCCUGAUAUGUAUGUUUAUACAAUUACCAAUAUAAUAUGGGAAGAUUUGCAUA